UGAUCCCAAGUUCGUUCCAUACGUCACUCCAAAAGCCCCAAAGGAAGCUGUUAUUUCUAUACCAGCUCCUUCGUCUUCUUCAACCUCAACUUUUGUCCCCACUAACUUAGAUUUAGAAAUUGUUCAAGAAGUUUUUGGUUCGCUACCAGAAAAAAUAAUGGAUUUUGAAUUCUUUGACAUAUCUAAAAUUGCCACUCCUAAUAAAUUUUCACCAGUUAUUCUACCUUCGAAUAACAACAAUAAUAAUAACAACAAAGCUGAUGAGAUCCCUGAAAACUCUUCUUUAACCAAAAAUAG
Funneliformis geosporum is the source of this 297-nucleotide messenger RNA. Lineage: Eukaryota; Fungi; Glomeromycota; Glomeromycetes; Glomerales; Glomeraceae. The record is from the annotation of a GenBank genome assembly.